Sceloporus undulatus (fence lizard) is the source of this 534-nucleotide messenger RNA. Its product is annotated as protein GPR15L-like. Lineage: Eukaryota; Metazoa; Chordata; Lepidosauria; Squamata; Phrynosomatidae. Gene Ontology annotation, molecular function: G protein-coupled receptor binding. The record is from RefSeq and is a predicted model, not a curated record. The transcript is spliced from 3 exons. Bases 139 to 372 code for a protein of 77 amino acids.
GCAAAGGCUGAACCUACUCCCAUCUGCAGUCAUCACUCAUAUUUGAUAUCCUGUAUAAAUAAAUAAGCUUUAUGUUACCAGGUGAAUAGCAGCUGCUGCAAAGCUGCUUUCAGAGAUAGUCAAUAACCAAGUGGAAACAUGAAUAUCUUGAAAUUGCUCAGUUUGCUGUUCAUCCUGAUUCUCUGCCUUGGGACGUUUUCAGCUGAAAGUGCAGGUGCUAAAGCUAGAAGAAGAUGUUGCUGCAAAAUGAAGAGGUCAGACAAAGCACACAAAAGGAUUGGAAGACAUUCCAAGAAGCACUGCUGUAGGCCCUGUGGCAGAAAUCAAUUUCCACAGAAUAUAUUACUUCCUGGGCCUUUGCCUCAAAGCUGAAGAAAAUUAUUUAGAUACUUGGAUUGCCUUUUUGCACUUGAACUACUUCUGAUUUGGAAUCUUUUCCUUUCCAGAAAAUCUUCAUUCAGUAAUAUCCAUUCAUCCACAGGAAGUCUCAGAUCUGUUAAGGCAUUUGGUUUAUUAAAAAGGGUCCAAAAUUCA